Messenger RNA from Ostrea edulis (European flat oyster), 852 nucleotides. RefSeq lists its product as uncharacterized. Lineage: Eukaryota; Metazoa; Mollusca; Bivalvia; Ostreida; Ostreidae. The coding region runs from base 1 to 852 and encodes 283 amino acids. The transcript is spliced from 3 exons. The record is from RefSeq and is a predicted model, not a curated record.
AUGAGGCUCUCCUUAUUUGCUGUUGUGCUGCUGGGUACAGUUCUGGCUAUCAAUGCUUUCUCGAUUCGUGAAUUGGCCGAUGAAAUAGAGACGUAUUUGACUGAAAGAGAGGGCGAAGGAAAGGGACAAGGAGGUGGACAAGGAGGCGGACAAGGAGGUGGACAAGGAGGUCAAAGUGGUUCAAAAAAGAGAGAGAAUGAUGAAAUGAGCGGACAAGGAGGUGGGCAAGGAGGCGGACAAGGAGGUGGACAAGGGGGCGGACAAGGAGGUGGACAAGGAGGCGGACAAGGAGGUGGACAAGGGGGCGGACAAGGAGGUGGACAAGGAGGUGGACAAGGAGGUGGACAAGGAGGCGGACAAGGAGGUGGACAAGGAGGCGGACAAGGGGGCGGACAAGGAGGUCAAAGUGGUUCACAAAAGAGAGAGAAUGAUGAAAUGAGCGGACAAGGAGGUGGACAAGGAGGCGGACAAGGAGGAGGACAAGGAGGUGGACAAGGAGGUGGACAAGGAGGUCAAAGUGGUUCACAAAAGAGAGAGAAUGAUGAAAUGAGCGGACAAGGAGGUGGACAAGGAGGUGGACAAGGGGGCGGACAAGGAGGUGGACAAGGAGGUGGACAAGGGGGCGGACAAGGAGGUGGGCAAGGAGGUGGACAAGGAGGCGGACAAGGGGGCGGACAAGGAGGUGGACAAGGGGGCGGACAAGGAGGUGGGCAAGGAGGUCAAAGUGGUUCACAAAAGAGAGAGAAUGAUGAAAUGAGUGGACAAGGAGGAGGCCAAGGAGGUGGACAAGGAGGUGGACAAGGGGGUGGACAAGGAGGUGGACAAGGGGGCGGACAAGGAGGGAGACGAUAA